UAUAAAUAUAAAAUGAAACUUUUUUUCAGCAGGAGUAACUUCAUCACACUGACCAACGUAGCCUCCAUUUACAGGACUGAAGGAGGCCCCAAGCAGGCAUCAUUGUAUGUUGACCUGGGAACCAAACACGAGUCAUUUGCAACUUCAGGGACUCUACACAGCUGGGCUUUGAUGUCAGAAGAUCAAAACACAGCAAUCAAUGUCAGCCACGAUUUUGUUAAAAUCAGUCCGAAGGGAUCUUUAGAAAAUCCAGUUGAUUGGGUCAAGCAAGUUCUAGACAAACUUACCAAUCCUCCAUCUCUUCGAGGGGCGGUCAACUUAAGAGCUCAGAUACCUCGUGACUUAGUUAUGAUGACUGCUUUUGGUCUCGAAGGCUAUGGAAUGCCAAUCACAGGCUUAGAUAAGAACUUCGAUGCUCAAGGACGAUUUACUCAUUGGAGAGAAGCAGCUCUCAUGUUACAAGCAGCUGUAGGUGCUGAUAGAAUGCUCCUCAUACUUAACUCUUUCGAACAUCAAGAGGCUAGCCAGUUUAAAGAAGCGUUUGAAGGUCUUAACCCAGCAGACCCUCUGUUCUACCAUCAGUCUUCAAUUCAAUACAAAGGAGGCAAUUGAAGGAUCAUCACCGAAGACAAACACAAAAGGAUCGAACACUGAUUCCAAGCAGAAGACUCGCCCUGUCUGAGAAUAUUCCCGCACUUAGUGAGCCAUCGCUUGGAGACCAACUUCCACAGGUUCACGAGGGUCUUCAGAGAAGUGAGUCUGGCCGGCCUCAGAGUGGAAGGGACUUCACCCAUCUCCGGAGCAGUGGAACGAGAAAUGAAAGAUUCAUGGAGCGAGUUCACAGAAUGGGUCCCUGGAGACGUGCUUGAGGCUGCAAAAGAGAAGGCGAAGGAGGAAUGAGAACUUCAAAUGUCAAAUAUCGAUACAAAGAAUGACAUGAUUGCAAGCAGGUUCUUCAAAGAAAGAAAUAUAAAUAUUGAUGAUUACUCUACUCAGAUUAGUCAAGUAACUCCUGAUGAAAUGGCAUCAUGGUUUAAAGAUGCUGUUAGGUCAAGAGAAACAUUUGUGAGGGUUGAUUAAUAUAUCUUCCUCAAUAUCUUUUCAGAUA
Moneuplotes crassus is the source of this 1108-nucleotide messenger RNA. Lineage: Eukaryota; Ciliophora; Spirotrichea; Euplotida; Euplotidae. The record is from the annotation of a GenBank genome assembly.